Thlaspi arvense is the source of this 1330-nucleotide messenger RNA. The record is from the annotation of a GenBank genome assembly. Lineage: Eukaryota; Viridiplantae; Streptophyta; Magnoliopsida; Brassicales; Brassicaceae.
UAUCGCUCGCUCUCUCUUCAUUAAUUCAUCUCUCACCCAAAGGAAGUCACAAUGUACAAACUAGAAGCCGCAUUCCUCUUUGCUCUCCUCUGCGUUUCUUCCAACGUCGUCGUAUCGACUCCAAUCCGCGAUGGUUUAUUACCAAACGGUAAUUUCGAGAUGGGUCCUAAACCUUCCCAAUUAAAAGGAUCCGUUGUCAAGGAACGAACAGCUGUACCGAAAUGGGACAUAACCGGGUUCGUCGAGUACAUCAAAGCUGGCCAGAAGCAAGACGACAUGGUCCUGGUCGUACCUGAAGGCUCCUCCGCCGUCAGAUUAGGCAACGAGGCCUCCAUCUCCCAGAAAAUCUCGGUCCGAUCCGGCCGUCUAUACUCGAUCACGUUCAGCGCCGCUCGUACUUGCGCUCAGGACGAGCGGCUCAACAUCUCCGUCACGCAUGAGUCCGGUGUGAUCCCUAUCCAGACCAUGUACGGCAGCGAUGGCUGGGACUCGUACUCCUGGGCUUUUAAAGCCGGUGGACCCCAAAUAGAGAUCCGGAUCCAUAACCCGGGUCAUGAGGAGCACCCCGCUUGUGGACCAUUGAUCGACGCCGUCGCUAUCAAGGCUUUGUUCCCUCCAAGAUUCUCCGGAUAUAAUCUGAUAAAGAACGGGAACUUCGAAGAAGGACCUUACGUGUUCCCCAAGGCAAAGUGGGGAGUACUGAUCCCACCGUUCAUCGAGGACGAUAACAGCCCGUUGCCCGGUUGGAUGAUCGAGUCUCUCAAGGCCGUUAAGUACGUCGACAAGGCACACUUCUUCGUCCCCGAGGGACACCGAGCCAUCGAGCUAGUUGGAGGCAGAGAGAGCGCCGUCUCUCAGAUCGUGAGGACGUCACUGAACAAAUUCUACGCCCUCACUUUCAACGUCGGAGACGCCAGAGACGGUUGCGAGGGACCCAUGGCAGUGGAGGCGCUCGCAGGAGGGAGCAAGAGGACGGUGGACUACUCGUCCAAGGGGAAAGGCGGAUUUCAACGGAGAAGGCUCGUGUUCAAGGCGGUAUCGACGAGGACACGUGUAACUUUUCGCAGCACGUUUUACCAUAUGAAGAACGAUCACUCUGGCUCGCUAUGUGGUCCGGUCAUUGAUGACGUCAGGCUGGUGGAGGUUCGGACACUCCGAGGGUGAGACCAGAGUCUUCGCACGCAGCUCUUGGUUACUAUAAAGUCAAAAUGGUUAAUUGUAAUUUUUUAUGUUUUGGAAAUUUAUAUAUAAAAAAUGUAAAUUUUCGAUUUAGUUUAUUUUACACAAUUUAUUAUUAACUAAUUAUAAAUGCAACAAGCCAACAAGUCCC